AUGAUCAUUAUAUUAAUCACAUGGAGUAUAAUCUAUGUCAUUACUCCUAAUCCUACUACUCAUUGGAUAGAUGAUCCAUUGACUAAAAAUAGUUCCUCGGAAAAGAAAAUUCACAUUGUGAUCUUAUUUGAUGGUGAUCGAGGUCUACAAUAUUUGAAUAGUCUUCUGAAAUCUAUUUUCUAUCAUCAAAAUGGAAGAUUUCGAUGUGAUUUAAAGGCUUGUUGUCAUUCAAACUUUUGUGAUCGGUUUAUGAAUGAUUGUCAAACUGUUAUGAACAAUGUGUCAACAACAUAUACAACUGUAUUUCAUUUCUUAAUAACGUCGAUUUCAUUAAAUAGUCAGUUGUUGAAUUUGAUGAAUACAUGGAAAUUACAUAAUAUGGAAUAUCAUUUCUACAGUUGUGGUAAUCAUCUGGUAAUUAUACUAGACAUUGAUAUAUUACUUAAUACAGAUAUUAUUGAAUUAUGGAAUCAUUUUGAUUAUUUUAAAGAAACUCAGAGCAUAGGUAUUGGAUUAGAACAAAAUCCAUAUUUUCAAGAAGUUAUGACCAAAUUAGAAAGCAAUUGGAAAGGUUAUGGAUAUAAUAACGGUGUUCUGUUACUUCAUUUGUCUAAAUUACGAUCAACCAAUUGGAAUCAUCUAUGGUUGAGCAUAACUAGAAGAGCUAUUAAACGUCAAGGUUACUUAAUCACUGAUGAACAGCCUGAGGAUGAUGAUGAUGAUGAUACGUAUCUAAACAAGCUCUCAACUGCGAAUCAAGAUAUUUUUGACUGUUAG
Molecule: messenger RNA, 777 nt
Organism: Schistosoma haematobium
Lineage: Eukaryota; Metazoa; Platyhelminthes; Trematoda; Strigeidida; Schistosomatidae
Product: LARGE xylosyl- and glucuronyltransferase 2
Exons: 6
Coding region: 1-777 (258 amino acids)
Source: RefSeq, a predicted model, not a curated record